This is a messenger RNA of Eptesicus fuscus (big brown bat), 3661 nucleotides long. Its product is annotated as spermatogenesis-associated protein 31D1-like. The transcript has a single exon. NCBI's taxonomy places the organism in Eukaryota, Metazoa, Chordata, Mammalia, Chiroptera, Vespertilionidae. The record is from RefSeq and is a predicted model, not a curated record. Bases 317 to 3616 code for a protein of 1099 amino acids.
UUUACCUCCUAUCUCCUGCAGCCCCCUGGGAAGGAAUUAUGAUACCACCCGCUUUCGCCAACUUUUAUGUCCAGACCCCUCCUGUGAGGUGUGUAAUAAUGCAACUGCUGAAAUCAAUCAGCUUUUCUCAAAGGCGUUGGAAGAUUCUACUCCAUCUGUGUCCCCUGUGGCUUCCACAGCUCCUGUGACAGCUCCUUUGACUGAGCCAUCAUUCAAUCAGUCAUCUGCUUUCCCAGGAGUCCCUACAGGAGAACUCAUACCAACUCCUCUGCCUGAGCCUUCCCCACCAGCCCGCUCAGUUCUCCCCUUAAACUCAAUGACCACCUUGGGUAAUUUUCUCUCACCAUCACCACCUGGUCAAACUCUGCCUCCAGAGCCAAUGUACCAUUCCUCACCCCAACCCAAAGACUUGUUCUCUUCGACCUUGACACAAUGCGAUUUCCAUGAAGGGUUUCUUGCCCUGCAUUCUACAAAGAUCUCUUUUGGGGAAGACCCUGCAGCCAAAUUUAUAGAUCCUAGACACCUCUUAUUUCUCAGCCCUGAUGAGCAGGACUCAGCCCAGCAGUACUUAUAUCCUAAGAUUUGGGAGGACCAUUUAAAGCAAAAACUUGCCCAGCUUUUCUGGGGUCUUCCAUCUCUGCACAGCGAGUCCCUGUCCUCUGCUGUCCAUGUUUCCGGUGACUAUUCAAUCUUCUUCAAUAGCAUCUCAAAUACUUUCACAGGCCAAAAAUCCCCAGGACUUCCUUAUUUCCAACCUUCAUCCUUGCCUGCGGUCCAACCUCAACCCUUGCCUGAGGUCCAAACUCAAACCUUGCCUCAGUCCCAUCACUUACAUCUCACUCAGAUCCAACCCCAGGCCCACCUUCAAUCCCCACUCCCAAUCCUACCAUCCAGUCCCAUUACCCAGAAUAAGGUCUGUGAAGUGUAUUUCCACAGACCCAAGAAUGAAUCAGAAUGUCUCACCUCAUCUGAAACUGAACACCUGGAAUGCAAUUUGUUGCAUAAGGAACAGGAAAGUUUGUGGGGUUUAACCUCUGUGGUUCAAAGUUCUAAGGCCCAUGUUGCAGUCUCCAUCGAUCCUGUAGAGUUUCCUCUCAGCAGUGAAUUUCGAGAGAAAUUUGAGCAUCACCUUAGAAAGAGGCUCAUCCAACAAUACAAGAACCAGCCCUGCAGGACCCAUGGGUCUCUGUCACUGAUGAAGCCUCUGAGCAAUUGCUCAGGCAUACCUGAGUCAAAGGGCAGUUCUGGCCUCUCCUGGGUCUCUGUGGAUAAGGACCAGAGUAGUGAAAAUCCAAAUGUUGGAUUGAGCCAACCAGGAAGCUCCUAUGAGAGGAGCUCAGAAAGGUUUCAACUAGAGGAGAAUAAAAAGAAGGAUGAGGGACACAGCCAAGAGAAUGAUCCAAAAGUUCAUCUGAUGAAUGAUUCAAAGACCUCUUCAGGUAAGGAUGUGGAAAGUGGCUCUGACAUGAGUCUGUCAAGAGAAAAUUCAAUGGUUUUAGGGCAUAGUGUAACUCAGAGACAACUGGAAAAUGUCCAGAAAGAACAUGUGAGCAAAAAAGUUGAGAAAAUCAGUGAGAGCCAGCUGCCUGGGACUGUGCACAGUUCACAGCAUUCUAUCGAUCAGAUUUCUUCUAUAAAAUCCCACCCCAAAUUAGAGCAAAGAAGUUUGCCAUCAUCGGUGGGUGGGGACUACCGCCUGGACACAUCCCAGGAGCUUCCCUUGCUUGAGUGUGCUGCACAGCAGAUGCAGAAAUCCCACAUUCCCAAGUUUCAGAUGAGGAUGUCAGGCCUUCCCACCAAAGUCCUUGAAUCCAAAGAGCGCUUCAAAUCGAAAGAUACUUCAUCCUAUUCUUCGAUCAAUCCCAACUCUUCUUCCUCAACCAAACUGAUUUCUGAGGCUAACACCAAAUCUGGGGCUUUUAUGCCCCUGAGAGAAAGCUCUGAAUCCCUUCUUGGGGACAAAGUGGGAACAGAAAAUGCAGCUGACCACCUGAAUUUUCCUCUCCCUGCCACCUCACUUGUGAGCAAGAAAGAACAUAAACCCGCUGAUAUCCAACACAUACUCUCAGAGGAAAUCCAGAAAAUUUUGAAGGCCAAACUGCCUGUUGCAAACACCAUCAGUGGCAAAAGAAGUCAAAGACAUUCUCUGAUAGCCAACAUUCAGCCCCCAAAGAUGCCUACAAGGCGAGCAGGGACCGGACAGGAGACAGAGAAUAACAGUGUGAAUUCUAAUGACAGAGCAGAAAUACGACAAGGUGAAAACAGGGAGAAAUCAGAACCUGCUUUCAUAUCGACAGUGUCCAGGGAGACAGUCAGGGCUGAGGGGCUCAAUGCUCUUCAACACAAAACUAGUGGUGUCUUGACAACCAGCAAGACAGGAAUCUCCCAAAGAAUAAACAGAGAAACCACUGUGACCACUGAAAACCCACCAUCUAAUUUAACAGUUCAAGCUCCUGACUUACCAGAACUUAAAACGCAAGUAGUGGCUGAGUUGAAGUUAGAGAAGAAGUAUAGUCAGGCCCAAGGCCAAACCACGGACAUGUCCCAUGACUCAGAUAGCUUGACUUACAGAGCCUCCUUGACUCCUGCUAAGCGUGUGUCCAGUGUGGUCAUGGAAGUUCCCCAGGUGCUGCAUGUCCAUUCGGAGGACAGCAGAGUCAGGAUGGAGAAGCAGCAGGAACCAUGGCUUCCUAAGCACAUGUUAAGGUCCUGCCAGGAUCAGAAUGUCCCACCAGCUGUAAAGACAGAUAUCGUGCGCCCUCCCCCAAAGCCUACAGACCCCAGAUAUGAAGAGCUGGGUGGAGGAGACGCACAACUGAGAAUUUUCCAACCUGGAGGGAAGAGAUUUCCUCCUCAGGACAAAGAUUUAGAGGAGAUGUUUGGGAGCAAGUCUCCCCAGACCCUAUCUCGGAAGGGACAGGCUCUACCCAAUAGCCUUUUCAUAAAGAAAAUGAAGAGCUUUUUUAAACGGCUUCAUCCUAGAAUAAACUACAGAAUACAUGAAAUCCCCCAGGAAAAGGGAAGCCCCCUAUCAUCUGCACAGAGCGGAGGCCCAGUUAAAAGCAGAGCUGCCUUUACUGGGACAGCACAAGCCCACAGAGUCAUGUCAGACAUUGGGAAGUUCCCAGAAGAGAAACUGGGGCGUCAGCAUGCAGGAGUUACCACCUGCCCUCAAGAGCCCCUUCCCUCUGCAGCGCAGUCUGGGAAACCUGUGCAGAAGGGAGCAGUGCAGGCCCAGGCAGAGCCAGGCCAAAGGCGUCAUUUCCACCGCAGAACUCCCUCAUAUGAAGUGACAAAUGCCAUGUCCGGCUGCCAUGGAGCUAUCUUGGCUGCCCAGGACUCUACCUGUAGUAGACAUACCAGAAAUGAGGACAAACACCCUCAAAACGUUGUGACAUUAAAGCCCCAGCAAAUAUGUCAGAAGCACCCUCAAUCUGUGCCCCUCAGGGGGACUGUGCCCAAUCCAAGCCCCACCUGCAGGCCUCAAGCUGCCAAGGGGCCUCCUGCUGUUCUCACCACUCCUGGAGGCACUGCCUUCAGAGAUCAGCCUCCACGAUUUAGACACACAAUGCUUCUCCAGAAUUUCCAGGGGGAAUCAUUUCCCGCCCCCAAAUAAUUCCUUCCUCGAGGGGAAUAUUGACUUGCCUAAUAAAUGUUUCUA